UCUUUGCUUGCACAGGUAACCAGGUGAUGAUGUUCAGGCACAUAUUGAAUGACGGCGGCCACCGGAUGCUGUUUGUCGGCGACAUUGUUCUAAAACCGGCGUCGAAGUUCACCAAAGAAGGCAACAGUUUCACCCUCAAAGGAGUCACCCAAAGGAACGCGGGGAAGUAUGCUUGCCGCAUUGAGACGGAUCCUGUGACAGAGCUCGUCCACACUCUAGAUGUCCUUUACCCGGCUUCUGUAUACCCGAAGAGUCCAUCCGUGCAGAAGGUGGUCCAGGGUGACAGCGUGACUUUGGAAUGCGAGGCCGAAGGUAACCCUCCAGCGCAGAUUACCUGGACUCGCCGUCAGGGACACCUGCCUUCAGGAGCUCAGUCCGAAAAGGGACUCAGCAUAAUCAUCAAUGACGUCGACCGUCACGUGGAGGGUGAUUACGUAUGUACAGCCUCCAACGGCAUUGGGGAACCCAGUUCCGCUGCCAUGACCAUCGAGGUGGAGUACGAGCCGGAGAUCAUCGCUGAGCAGACUCUCGUGCACAGCGGAGAGGGAGAUCAAGCGAAGCUCUUGUGUAUAGUUCACGGGCGCCCAGCUCCUUCUGUGACGUGGAUGAAGGAAGGUCAGCCCGUGAGGGAGGACACCCACAUUCAGGAGCACGACGCCCAACACCGCCACACCCUCACCAUAAAGCACGUGCAAGCGGAAGACUUCGGAGACUACAAGUGCAUCGCCGAAAAUGAGAGAGGCAGUGCGGAACACACACUCAGACUCACAGGUAUUGCAAAGACACCAAGGAUGACCAGCAGUCCUGCAGGCGGCGAGGACGACGCCUACACAAUCACUUGGGAGACUGAAACUUAUACUCCCAUCCUCCAGUAUCGCCUUCGGUACAGGAAGUCCAGGGCAAACAUGACUUCUCAGGACCCAGGUGGCUGGGACGACCAUCUGUACACUCCCGGCCCCACCGAAGACAUCGCAUCUGGGCGCCUCCACCACAUGAGUCACGCCAUCGAGGAUCUGGAGCCAGCCACGGACUACGAGGCGGAGGUCGCCGUGGAGAACAAGUUCGGUUGGUCGGAUUCCUCCGAGAUCUUCCAGUUUUACACCAGGAAAGAAGAACCUAGCACUACUACUACUACUUCUACUACCACUACUCCUCCUCCUACUACCACUACUACUACUACUGAUACUUCUACGACCCUGGCUCCGGAACCAGAGAACAUCGCUCCACUCACGGAAGAAAAAGCCGUGGGUCACUCGGCGAGCGGCAGUGGUCGCUUGGGCAUCAGCGCCGUCACUGUCCUCAUGGUCUUGCUCGCAGCCGCCAUUCUCUCCUAGAUUCGUAUCCUUAACUUAUUAGGUGUAUCAAUGAAAUCAGAAAACAGAAAAAGCGCGAGAGAAAGGAAGAGAAGAAAAACGAGAAUAUCUCAAUCUGAGAUGGCUGUUGUAACUGGAAAAAGAGACAAAGUUCCACCAAGAUAGCAGACCAAGAUAAAGGGAAAACAGAUUAAGCCCAUCUUGCCAACGCCCAAGAGAGGAAUCGCGUCUCAGACGCGACGAGAAACGAGCAAGAGACAGAGAACGAUUCGUAUUACGACGAGGAGUAAUGAAUAAUGAAGGAAUAAUGCAACCAUUUGAAGAAGAGAGUCGACUGAAAACGUUUGAGGAAACGUUAGAUUAUAUAUAUAUAUAUAUAUAUAUAUAUAUAUAUAUAUAUAUAAUAUAUAUAUAUAUAUAUAUAUAUAUAUAUAUAUAUAUAUAUAUAUUGUAUAUCAGAGCUACAGUGACCUUGUCUUUUCUAUUUCUUGAAUUAUUGGCCUACGUCUGCUGCAAUCCUUGAACCCGAAUAGGUACUGAAGAGAGAAGCUGUCCCUUCAGUGGUAGGAUUCGAACCCACGUACUUUUAGGGUAGAGUGAGCUGUAGCCUAACGGACUCCUCGCUCUUAGUGCGCAUGGACUCGAAACUUUCCAUGGAGAUGGAGCUUCUUCAUUUAUCCCUUAUUAGUAUUUAAAGUUUGCGGUGGUGAUCUUAUCCGAAUAUUUUGAGGAAGUUGGAAAUUAGGAGGGGUUUGUAGCUAUAUAUAUAUAUAUAUAUAUAUAUAUAUAUAUAUAUAUAUAUAUAUACAUAUGCAUAUAUAUAUAUAUUAUAUAUCUAAUAUACAUUAUAUAUGUAUAUAUAUAUAUAUAUAUAUAUAUAUAUAUAUAUAUAUAUAUAUAUAUAUAUAUAUAUAUAUAUAUAUAUAUAUAUAUAUAUAUAUACAUAUAAUCAUAAUAUGGAAUAAAUGUGCCCUUAUCUAGUCAGACUAAUCAGUAAUAUCAACGUCUGUUUUCCAUCCUGCGUGAGACUGAUAGGAAAAAAAAUUGAAUUUCUCCGACAAAGUUAUCUACAAAUCGGGUACCUGCUGAUUUCGAAAUCUAACUUAAAGGUUUCCUUAUAAGUUGUUCGUUUAUUUUCACAGACAUUUGGUUAAAAUAAC
Messenger RNA from Macrobrachium nipponense, 2473 nucleotides. RefSeq names its product protein amalgam-like. The record is from RefSeq and is a predicted model, not a curated record. Bases 27 to 1334 code for a protein of 435 amino acids. Gene Ontology annotation, cellular component: neuronal cell body; plasma membrane; axon. The transcript is spliced from 10 exons. Gene Ontology annotation, biological process: homophilic cell-cell adhesion; synapse organization. NCBI's taxonomy places the organism in Eukaryota, Metazoa, Arthropoda, Malacostraca, Decapoda, Palaemonidae. Gene Ontology annotation, molecular function: axon guidance receptor activity; protein binding.